This is a messenger RNA of Penicillium alfredii, 1422 nucleotides long. RefSeq lists its product as uncharacterized. The transcript has a single exon. Gene Ontology annotation, molecular function: triacylglycerol lipase activity. Gene Ontology annotation, biological process: lipid catabolic process. NCBI's taxonomy places the organism in Eukaryota, Fungi, Ascomycota, Eurotiomycetes, Eurotiales, Aspergillaceae. The record is from RefSeq and is a predicted model, not a curated record. The coding region runs from base 1 to 1422 and encodes 473 amino acids.
AUGGCCUCUCUUCGUGUUCUACCAAUGCGCCUCAGCAUCAUGACCAUGUUGGUCUUGAUGUUGACAAUGGCUUUGGCUCGUCCUGCUACAGGGGCUGUGACUCGGGGUCUUCCCAAGAAUCCUGAGCACGAUCCAUUCUACCAGCCUCCUGCAGGCUUUGAGUCCCAGGCGCCCGGAAGCAUUCUGCGCCAGCGGAAAGUCGGAGCCGCGAUCUUCGGCUUGAUCCCUGACCCGGUCGAAGCCCAUCAGCUUCUGUACCGCACCACGGCGAUCAAUGGCUCGGCCAUUGCCACCGUGACGACGGUUUUCAAGCCCAAGUCCCCCAAGAAGGACCGCUUUAUCUCGUUCCAUACGGCCUACGACAGUUCUGCGGCCAUCUGCAAUCCGAGCUACAACUACCAGCUGGGUGCACCGCAAACCGACCUGAUCUCCUCGGUAGAGAUGUUCAUCAUCCAGGCCUACCUGCUGUUAGGCUAUGUGGUUGCCUCGCCUGACUAUGAAGGCCCCGAUGUGGCAUUUUCUCCCGGUCACCUUGAGGGCAUGGGUGUCUUGGACAGCAUGCGCGCCGUGUCCAACUUCAAAGACACGCUGGGUCUUACCAGUGGCAAGCCCAUGAUUGUCGGCACCGGGUACUCUGGCGGUGCCAUUGCCACGGGCUGGGCUGCUUCCCUGCAGCCGGCCUAUGCGCCCGAGCUCGACAUCAGGGGCUGGGUGCAAGGCGGCACACCGGCAAACCUCACGGGCACCCUGCUGUUCAUUGACAACACCGCCUUUAGCGGCUUCAUCCCUGCAGCCGUGGCCGGACUCAACAAGCCAAGCACCUACGCCGCACAGCUCAGUCCUCUGAUCAACCGCAUUUUGACCCCCAAGGGCCGAAAGACGCUCGAGUUCGCCAAUUCGCACUGUGCCGUCGGCGACCUGCUGGGCUUCGCGGAGCAAUCCCUGUUCUCCAAGGACAUUCAAACCCUGGGAUGGGAUCUUCUGAACAACCCGACCAUUCGCUCAGUUCUGUCCCAAAACACCAUGGGUGUCAACAAGAAGGAAACCCCCACGGCACCCGUGUUCGUGUACCAUGCCACCCAGGACGAGAUCAUCCCCUACAGCAACGCGACGACGCUGGUGACAUCGUGGUGCCACAACGGCGCAGAUGUCAAAUUCACGACGUAUGGCAAUGGAGGCCAUGCCACGACCGAGGUCAUUGCUCUUCCCGACGCGAUCAAGUUUGUCGAGGCCGCCUUUAAUGGCACCGCGGCCCACGGCUGCUCGCAAAACACCGAGCUCAAAAGUACCCUCAACCCCGUCGCGCUGGGUGUCGAGUUGGAGCCGGUUCUCACUAAGCUUCUUGAGGCGCUUGCGUCGGCAGGGAAGCAGGAUGCCAAUAUCAAGAAAAACAUCGAUGUCCUAAAAACGCAUGUUUCUUGA